Messenger RNA from Melozone crissalis (California towhee), 880 nucleotides. It is a transcript of the gene PLEKHB1, whose product is annotated as pleckstrin homology domain containing B1. NCBI's taxonomy places the organism in Eukaryota, Metazoa, Chordata, Aves, Passeriformes, Passerellidae. The record is from RefSeq and is a predicted model, not a curated record. The transcript is spliced from 7 exons. Gene Ontology annotation, biological process: regulation of cell differentiation. Gene Ontology annotation, cellular component: membrane. Bases 102 to 677 code for a protein of 191 amino acids.
GGGCGGGCAGAGCCGGAGCCCGGCGGCGGGAGCGGAGCGCAGCGCAGCCCGCAGCGGCACCGCCGCCUCCGCCCGCAGAUCCAGCGAAGCCCGCGGCAGCCAUGGCGCUGGUGAAGAGCGGUUGGCUUUGGCGCCAGAGCUCCAUCCUGCGCCGCUGGAAGAGGAACUGGUUCGUGCUCUACCUGGAUGGCAGCCUGGUUUACUACCAUGAUGAGACGCAGCGGGACAUGGACGGCCGGAUCCACAUCAAGUACAGCUGCCGGGACGUGCGGAUCGGCCGCGAGUGCAAAGACGUGCAGCCGCCCGAGGGGAGGAGCCGCGAGUGCCUGCUGACCGUGGUGCUGCGGGACGGCUCCAAGACCACGCUGUGCGCCGAGAGCGAGGACGACGCCGUUGCUUGGAAGAUGGCCGUGCUGGAGGCUAAAUCCACCCCGGUGCACGUGUACGACCCCUACGACGACGACUACUACCAGACGGUGCCCCUGGACUCGCACCAGGCCGCCUACAUCAGCUCCGGCCACUACGGCCCCCAGUACGGAGCUCCCGGGGUGACCCACGUCAUCGUGCGCGAGGAUCCCUACCGCGUCUCCGGGGACCAGAUGGCGCUGGGGCUGCUGGCCGGGGCCGCCACCGGCGCCGCCCUGGGCUCCUUCAUGUGGAUGCCCUGCUGGUUUUAGUGGCUGCCAAACUGAGCCACGGCCCCCCUUCGCUCCCCAGCCCUGCCUUGGACCCUGCCCUGAGCGCCCUCAGCCUCCCCAGAGGGACAGGCUCCCACACACGCCCUGCUGCCGGCCCCAGCUCCUGCAUUAAACAACCCCCAUGUGCUUCAGAGCCCCCAAACCCUCUCCAGAACCACAGCACCCAAUUCCCAUCAGCAAAG